Chaetomium globosum CBS 148.51 is the source of this 1338-nucleotide messenger RNA. RefSeq lists its product as uncharacterized. The transcript is spliced from 4 exons. NCBI's taxonomy places the organism in Eukaryota, Fungi, Ascomycota, Sordariomycetes, Sordariales, Chaetomiaceae. The coding region runs from base 1 to 1338 and encodes 445 amino acids. The record is from RefSeq and is a predicted model, not a curated record.
AUGGCCAACCCGACGGUGUCGUCGGGAUCCAAGCCAUUAAUGACGGAUUCUAUCACCGGCCAGGCCCCUUCUUCAAGGGCGCACGGUGGAUGGAAUCGUGGUAUCAACAGCGGCUUGCGGACUUCAUUUGCGGGCAAAGACAACCUUCGAAAACUCGCUCGUCCAAAGAGACUUCACGAUCCUUCGCGCAACCGCCUGCCGAGCCGAUGGACGUCGACAGUUUGGCUAUGCCCGCGGCAGACACCAACCUCUCCGGGCUCGGCGGCGGCGGUGCAUGGCAGGCUGGGAUUUGCGAAAUGCACUGCCGCUAUGCAAGCAGCCAAAGAGGCGAGGCUAGACGCGGAAGAGCUUCAGUCCAUGUCCUUGAAAGCUUUGGAAGUCGAUAUCGAAGAGCCGUGGAAUGAUUCUCCAGCGAAACUCGGGCAGUCUGAGAACGCGGUGUCAGAGCAACAAAGCAACGACCAGUCCGCCGGCAACACGCCCGCGUCCCUUGGGAGUCAGGAAGCAAACGACUGGGUCUUUCCACCAACCCCGUCGUGUUCUGACUUUGAAAUCGGACGGAAAGAUCAACGUGCUUGGGAGGAGAGGUUCAUGGCAUGGUGCAAGUCACUUAUUCAGCUGAACGAGUGCAAGAUCAAGCCCUGCCGCCCCGGCGACAAGCUUCAAACCAGCGACGCAGUUUCGCCGCCACCGAAAGACUCGGCACCUUCUCCGAUGACCGCCCUUUCUAACGGGCUCGACAAAGAGUCCAACGAUGGGAGUGGGUGGCCCGCUGGGGCAAGGAAGAUGCAGAAUACCGCGAGAAGUAUUUCCGAGGAUCAGUCCCGACGCGACUUUCUGCCACGCGGCCAUUACGGCCCCGCGUGUGGGCUGAACCCGCAGAAAACAAAAGAGGGGGUUUGGGAGAUAUGGAGUCAAGCGAAUUGUGACCGGUACCAGGACCAGGCCUCAUCAGAGAUGGCGAUAGACUUCGAAGCCUCCGCCGGCUCGGCCUCAUCCGAACGACCUGAUCUUGGGAAGAGCAUGGUCCCCAAGAGGCACAUCUUUUUCGAGGAAGCCGACGAUGACGACGAGGCAGAGGAGUUCAUUCGUCCGCCUGUGCAAAAGAACGCGCGGACUGGCCACAUCAGCUUCGCCGGCAACAGAGGAGACCACAGCGGGAGACGGCCCAACAAGCAAUACGAUGACAGGAACGGGAGGACGGGAUUUGCACAACCGCCACUUCCUCCUGGGCCCCCUCCUCCCUUUGCCGCCACAGGGCUCUCAUCACCAAACCCGGAGAAAUGGCGGUCGGCGAAGAGGGGGAGGAGCAAGAUACUCGUAAGGACAUGGGCAUGA